UAGAGACGAUGACGGACGCCUCCAGGCUGAAAGGCACCAUCUAUGUGGGCGGGCUGGACCAGGCGGUCACCGCCAGGACGCUGAGUGAAGCAUUUAUCCCCUUUGGCGAGAUAGUUGAUAUCUCGCUCCCCAAGCCAGAGCUGCCUUCGUCUACGGACCUGCACCGGGGGUUUGGAUAUAUCGAGUUCGAACUACCUCAGGAUGCAAAGGAGGCGAUCGACAACAUGGACCAGAGCGAGCUUUACGGACGAACUAUCAAAGUUGCAGCAGCGAAGCCACAGAAGGAGAGCAACGAGGGACUAGGGAGUAAAACAGCUAUCUGGGAACAGGAGGGAUAUCUGGCCAAACAUGCAGUCAGCGAGGAAGACCGCAUGGCCACUGGAGAAGCUGGAGAAACUGGCACAAGCAACAACCGGCCUGAGGAUCCAAUGCAGGGCCUAGAGGGACUAGACGUUGCAGGUCCGAAGCCAGCAUAGAAAAGGUUCAGAAAGGCCGUCCGAAGAAGAAAACGGAAGACUAGGACUUGAUAUUUCCAGCACUUGCGCAAACUGUGCUGAAUUAUCUCAUAUAUGUACAAAGACCGCCACC
Molecule: messenger RNA, 588 nt
Organism: Microsporum canis CBS 113480
Lineage: Eukaryota; Fungi; Ascomycota; Eurotiomycetes; Onygenales; Arthrodermataceae
Product: peptidyl-prolyl cis-trans isomerase E
Exons: 2
Coding region: 9-476 (155 amino acids)
Molecular function (GO): RNA binding
Source: RefSeq, a predicted model, not a curated record